AUGGAAGGAGAGACUAUCAAGAUUAUGAACCAAGACCUUGUGAGGUUGGAUCGUUUUGAUGGUUUGAACUUCACUAGGUGGCAAGACAAGGUGAGAUUCCUUCUCACAGCACUCAAGAUUUUCUACAUUCUUGAUCCUACCUUGGCACCGUUACCGGAACCAAAGGAAAAUGACACACCUCAAGUGGUGGCAGCAAGGAAGAAGAGGGAGGAGGAUGAGCUCAUAUGUAGGGGUCAUAUUUUGAACGCCUUAUCCGAUAGGCUAUAUGAUCUCUACACCAACACCUAUUCCGUGAGGGAGAUUUGGGAGGCUCUUGAAAACAAGUACAAAGACGAGGAAGAAGGUACCAAAAAGUUUCUUAUUUCUCAAUACAUAGAUUUCAAAUUUUUUUAUGAAAAGCCUUUCUUACCACAAAUUCAUGAGUUGCAAGUAAUUGUGAAUAAGUUGAAAGUUCUCAAAAUUGAACUUUCGGAGGCCUUCCAAGUUGGUGCUAUUGUGGCUAAAUUACCAUCAAGUUGGAAAGGUUACCGGAAGAGGAUUCUCUACAAGAGUGAAGAUUACUCCUUGGAAGAGAUUUAA
Messenger RNA from Vitis vinifera (wine grape), 579 nucleotides. RefSeq lists its product as uncharacterized. The transcript has a single exon. The coding region runs from base 1 to 579 and encodes 192 amino acids. The record is from RefSeq and is a predicted model, not a curated record. NCBI's taxonomy places the organism in Eukaryota, Viridiplantae, Streptophyta, Magnoliopsida, Vitales, Vitaceae.